CCUAAAAAUCUAUUUACAGUAGGUUGUGAGCGGAUCAAGUGUAUCCGUUCAGAUUAAAACUGGGUGUCACUGUAACUAAAAGCUUUAUCGAGCUGGAGUUUUUAAAAUAAACCGGCGGUUUUGCCCAGAUUUUAUUGGUUGUUCGUCGCCGAAAGGUUUUCAUCCGUCUUUUUUCAUCUGCUGAAGCUGAAGACUGAAAAAGAUGUCUUCGGAGGAAGACAGAGCGAAGGAGAUUCUGAUGGGUUUUAAACUAAACUGGAUGAAUCUUAGAGAUGCAGAGACAGGAAAGGUUCUCUGGCAGGGAACUGAAGAUCUUUCCCUUCCUGGGGUGGAACAUGAAGCUCGGGUUCCUAAGAAGAUUCUGAAAUGUAAAGCAGUUUCCAGAGAACUGAAUUUCUCUUCAGUAGAAAAACUGGAAAAAUUCAGACUGGAGCAAAAGGUUUUCUUUAAAGGACAGUGCCUAGAAGAGUGGUUCUUUGAGUUUGGCUUUGUAAUUCCUAAUUCUACGAAUACAUGGCAGUCUUUGAUAGAAGCUGCACCAGAGUCACAGAUGAUGCCUGCAAAUGUUUUAAGUGGUAAUGUUGUUAUAGAGACCAAGUUUUAUGAUGAUGACCUUCAUGUCAGCACAUCCCGGGUACGACUCUUUUACGUCUGAGGAACGGAGUCCUUUUUUAACCCUCACUCUGGAGGAUGCACCCAACAAGUUUUAAAAACUAGAGGAGACACUCUACACAUGCUGGGUAUUUCUGAGGCACAGCAACAACAGCAGUGGAAGGAAUGUAUUUUAUUUAAACACAAUUUCAAGACAAAUGAUCACAUCGGUUAUGGCAGAUAAAGACUUGUACAUAAGAGCUAUGAUGCUCAUGACAACCUGGUUGUGUAAAUUUCUGUUUGUAUAUUUUUCUACUAUAAUGUAAUCCUGCAAUGUACACUGCUUCAUUAUUGGCUGUUUUUGAAAGGUUUUCUUCGGGUUUGUGUGGGUAUUCAAGGUCUUUUUUUAGCUAUAACUGUAAGAUAGGCUGUGUUUUAAAUACAUUAUGUAAUUAUGGAUUAAAAUAUUGAAAUUG
Messenger RNA from Triplophysa rosa, 1067 nucleotides. RefSeq names its product phosphodiesterase 6D, cGMP-specific, rod, delta (gene pde6d). Bases 203 to 655 code for a protein of 150 amino acids. Gene Ontology annotation, cellular component: cytoplasm. The transcript has 5 exons. Gene Ontology annotation, biological process: sensory perception of light stimulus. The record is from RefSeq and is a predicted model, not a curated record. NCBI's taxonomy places the organism in Eukaryota, Metazoa, Chordata, Actinopteri, Cypriniformes, Nemacheilidae.